Molecule: messenger RNA, 2013 nt
Organism: Vespula pensylvanica (western yellowjacket)
Lineage: Eukaryota; Metazoa; Arthropoda; Insecta; Hymenoptera; Vespidae
Product: prolactin regulatory element-binding protein
Exons: 4
Coding region: 318-1616 (432 amino acids)
Biological process (GO): protein secretion
Cellular component (GO): endoplasmic reticulum membrane
Molecular function (GO): protein binding; GTPase activator activity; guanyl-nucleotide exchange factor activity
Source: RefSeq, a predicted model, not a curated record
AAACUAAUAAAAGAUUGAAUACGUGUUCAUAUCAAAAUAUUUUGUCAAAAAUAUUUUUCUUAUAAAAAACGUCUUAAACGAUAUUUAUUUAUAUUUUAUUGUAUGUUUAAUUGAUUAUAUCUGAAAUUGUUUUCAAAGUUUGUCUUUAUAUUGUGAGUUAAACUAGGUUAAGAUCUUCACAAAUUGAAUGCAAUGGGUCACAUCUAUGAAACGUGGAACUUAUAACAUUAUUAAUUAUAUAUUUUAAUAGAUAAUUAAAUAGUUAGUGGUGAAAUUCUGUAAAAAAUAUCAAUUUAAAAAAAGGAUAUAAAUACACAAUGCCUUCUAGAAGAAAUAAAGGUGGUCUCUUGGCUAGGGUUAACUUUCCCCUUUACACUUUGCAAAUGUUGACCAGUAGACAUAUACUAGUUGGAGGUGGUGGUGGAUCUUCAAAAACUGGAGUUGCAAAUGGAUUUGAAAUAUUUGAACUUCUUCAUGACGGAGUACAAUUUCUUGCCGAAGAAGUUACAAGACAUGAAACUGGUCCUACCGUAGUCAUGAACUGUGCUACGUAUAAUAAUGAGAAAAGGUCUUGGAUACUUGCUGGUCAAGAAAAUCAUUGUCAGUUGUAUAAUGUAAACACUAAAAUAAUAAAUGUAGAAAAUGGAGAAGUAAUUAAAAAGGCUGGCAAUAUAAUAAAGGAUAAUGUCAGAAAUAGAAAAGUUAAUGAUAAAAUCGAAGAAGAGCAGACAAUGAAAGGAAAAGUACAAGAACUUAAAAAUGAUAAUUAUAAUAUUAAGUGUAAAAAGUUACAGUUAAUUAUAAAACCUAUUGAUAGUGUUCAAACAGAUUUUAGUGAAGACGAAUCGCUACAAAGAAUAGUUCGUAUAAGUUUCAAUGGAAAAUUUAUGGCUACUGGUGGUACAGAUGGUUGCAUAAGAAUAUGGAAAUUUCCACAAUUGCAAAAAGUGCAUGAUUUGAAAGCACAUCAAAAAGAAAUAGAUGAUAUCGAUUUUAGCUCAGAUAAUAAUUCAUUGAUAACUAUAGCUAAAGAUGGCAAAGCUAUUUUAUGGAAUGUUGCCAGUGGUUCAUUAAGAAAAGAACUCACAUGGAGUACUCCAAAUAAUACAAAAUAUAUGUACAAAAGAUGUCGAUUUAGAAUAUCAGAGGAAAAUAAAUUAUUGAAUCAGCUAUUUCUUCUUUCUAAUGCAACUAUGGGAAAAGAUCCAAGUUUUCUUCAGUUAUGGGAUACAGAAUCUGGAAAUAUAAUUAAAUUUAUUACUUACAAGGAAACUUUAUCUGCUUUAACAGUCUCUGAUGAUGGAAAAUUUGUAGCUGUUGGAACAAUGUUUUCUGGUAGUGUAGACAUAUACGUAGCUUUCAGCUUAAGAAGAGUACUACAUGUAUCUGGAGCACACAAUAUGUUUGUAACUGGUUUAGAGUUCUUACCAACAAAAUUAGAUGGACCACCCAUCACUAGUAAUUCAGAAACUGCAGUAAUUAGCAUUUCUAUAGAUAACAGAAUUUGUAUACACAGUAUACCAUUUAGACAUACAAUACCAUUUUGGCUCGGCAUGCUGUUGAUAAUUCUGAGUAUUUGUGCAGCAUUUAUAUUUUGUAGCUAUCUUGGUAUUUGACUCACAGAAUUUAUUGUCAAAACAUUACAUCCAUUUGUUUAUUUCAAAAAAAUUUACAAAUAUUUUAAUUAUUACAAUCUAACGCCAAUUACUUUUCACUUCAGAGUUUAAAUUUUAUGAACAUAUAUGUAAUAUCUGAUAAAUUGCAGGAUUGAUAAAAAAUAUAUAAAGUAUCUAAACAUUAUAUAUAAUAUAUAAGAAAAACCAGGUAGAAUUAUUCACUAAUCGUUAUAUAAAUUGUAUUAAUUUUGUUUAUAAUAUAUAUAGUAACUUAUAAAAACACAUUUAUAUGAACAUUCGAAUAAUCCCGGAGUUUAUCAAAUAUUCCAUGGUUUAAUAAGAGAAAGCGCACGAAUAUUGUAAAUAUAGACUUGAAAUUGAUCAGAAGUCUUUACGA